UUGGAAAAGUACACCAUCGAAGGGUGUAAUCAAGCAGUCAAACUGAAACGCUCACAGGAUAUAUUGUCUUUGCAUGAUGCAGAACUCAGUUCGUCACAACAAGCAAAGGUAUGUUCAUAAUAAUCAUAGGUUCUGUAGAAUUAUUGGUUGAAAAUUUAUUGUCUUCGGGAGAAACGCGAGGAGUUGAAAUAUGAAUUUUGAAAAAUCUCUAAUUUUUAUGACCAGUUUUCAGACUGCAUUGCGAAUAUGGAAAAAAGUUUUUCAUCGGAUAAAUUUGAAAACCAUCAUCUUUGAUAACCAGAAAAGUCGGCUACGAUAUUUUUGAAAAUAUUUUUAGAUAAGAAUAGAACGAUUUGUUUCGUCUUGAAAUUUUCAGGAUCAGUAGACCUGAACAUAUAAACAAAGCCAAAAAAUAAAGUGCAUAACUUUACGUUUAUUUUACUGCAAAAUUCCAAACAUUUUGAGAAUGCCCUUCAAGCUACAAAAUUGUGCCAAAAAAUCACCUUAUAAUUCAAUUUCAAAAUCAAAAAUUCCAGAAAGCGCUCAUGUGUCUACCAACAUCAUCAGCUGUAUCUGUGGCAGCUGCAAAAUCACAACAAAACAAUUUGCUAUUAGCACAACAACAGGCGCAGUUAAAACAAUUAUAUGCGCAAUAUCCCAUAUUUGAUGUGAGUUGAGUAACAAUAAAAACGCCAUCUGGACAUAUGAAUUUCGAAUUUCAUUUUUUUUGUGUCUCAUUUUUCCUUCAUUUUUAGCCAAGCUUCACUGCAGCCACAACCGCUUAUGAUAACUGUCCUUUGAUGCUUCAACCAACACUUCAACAAUUGCAAUUAGCACAAGCACAUUCAAUGGUAAUUUGAACAAAAACUCACGGUUUACCAAAAAUUAUAGAAUUUCCUAGUCUCUGAAAAAAUUAAUAAAAACGUCCCAUAAAACUCAUCAAAAAUUAUUUCAGGAACCGACAGCACAAACUGAGCCAUCAAAUGAAAUUCGAAUUGACACCAGCAGUAAGUGACCUUUUUUAUUUUACUGACUUAUCCAAUUAGUUAUUUUCUUGGCAAAAGUGCAUUUUCUUUCAACUUUUUCUCUUUGUUCUAACAUAAAAAGGGAUGAAUAAUUUCAGAGCAUUUUCAUGUAUUUGUUGGUGAUUUGAGCAAAGAUGUGAGCAAUGAAAUGUUGAAAUCAUCAUUCGAAAAAUUUGGAGAAGUUAGUGAGGCGAAAGUGAUUAGAGAUGCACAAACACAAAAAUCAAAGGGUUACGGUUUUGUAUCAUUCCCUGAUAAAAAUGUGAGUUAAUCGGUCCACAAGACUGAACAUUUGAAUACUUUGUGAAUUUAUAGCAUGCUGAAGCUGCAAUCAAUGGAAUGAAUGGAAAAUGGAUUGGUAAACGGGCAGUUCGAACAAAUUGGGCGGCUAGGAAAAAUACCGAAGAAACACGCGAUAAACUCACUUUUGAACAAGUUUUCAAUUCUACAAAACCUGAAAACACAUCUGUUUAUAUUGGAAAUGUCACUGCAAAUGUUUCAGGUAACAGCGUCAGCUCCAGUCUUUGAAAAAUAAAUUUUUUUGCAGAUACCGAGUUACGUGAAGCAUUUUCGGUUUUUGGUGAGAUUGCGGAAGUUCGAGUUUUCAAAGCUCAAAAAUAUGCGUUUGUUCGAUUUGAGAAGAAAGAAUGUGCUACAAAAGCAAUCAUGGAUAUGAACGGAAAAGAAGUUUGUGGUGUUAAUAUUCGAUGUUCAUGGGGUCGAACACAUCCAGUAAGAAUCUUUAUUUUUAUCAGAUAGCAUAACCAUAAUUAAAACUAUAUUCCAGCAAGCUCAAGCUGUUCCAACACUUCCACUGGAUCUUACAUCUUUGAUGACACUUCCAACUCUGAUGUCAACUGCAUCACUUCCACUUAUCCAAAAUCCGUAUUUGAGUUAUGAACCAACUGCGUUUUUGUAUAACACUUUACAACAAUGGUAA
Molecule: messenger RNA, 1965 nt
Organism: Caenorhabditis angaria
Lineage: Eukaryota; Metazoa; Nematoda; Chromadorea; Rhabditida; Rhabditidae
Source: the annotation of a GenBank genome assembly